Messenger RNA from Trichobilharzia regenti, 6158 nucleotides. The record is from the annotation of a GenBank genome assembly. NCBI's taxonomy places the organism in Eukaryota, Metazoa, Platyhelminthes, Trematoda, Strigeidida, Schistosomatidae.
AUGAAACAUAAGAUGUAUCAAACAACUCGUUGGAUCGGCGGGAUGCAUUAAUGUUGCGCUACACCUAUGUUUCAGGACAAUAAUUCUUCGCCGCUUAUAUGUCUAUCAAAAAUUGCUCUUGGUAACAUACCUUCCGGAUGGAAAUUAAAACCUCAACUCAAUGAGUGUUUUAAGUUAUUUUCAAAUAUCUUGCCUUUCUCAUCUCCACUGGAGUUGGAGUAUUUUUUCCAAUUUAAUCACUUCGAAAAUAAAAAUGAAGUUAGAACUGUCUAUGGGACGUUCACUCAAUAUGAGAUAUCUAGGAAAUUAAAGCAGCUCGUUUUUCAGAAGGAUUUAUCGCUCAGUAACCUAUGUUUGCUGUCACUAACAGAAAACCCUCCACCUAACUUCACAGUCAACUCUCUACUUGGGCUGCCAGAAAAGUUAUUUCGACAGUAUAUAAUUAUGAAUUUUUGUAUAUAUUGGUUCCCAAUGUCACACUUACUCUAUCACCGGAUAGUUCCUGUUGAGGUGAACUCGGAGGCAUUUCAGACUGUUUUCAACUUCUUGGCGGAUCCUCACAUUUUCAACAAAAUGUAUGACACGUGCAGAGAUGUACAGAUAUUUAUUUCUUCUUGGAUGCAACAUGCUCAUUUUUAUGGUGUUAGUGGCGUAAACACAGAAGCUCAUCAUUAUAUGAGUGUAGUUUUCAAACACUCAGAUUACUCCCCACUUGUGGAACCUCAUACAUUGUCUAACAAGUUAGUCUCAAAUUUACGUGAAGUUCUCCAACGGGCUACACGACUAAAACGUAACACUGCACCAGAAGUGGUAGCUGCUGCAUUACUCGGUUUAAAAAUAGCAAAUUUCCUUUGUGAAUGUUCAGAAUAUGUACAUGCAUGCAAAGCAGCUAGAAGUAUUCAUGAAACUGUACGUACUUUUUUCAGUCAAUCAAAAUUUCGUCAUACUCAACUACGUUUAGAGUAUGAGGCUAUGUGCAUUAUGCUUCGAGCAAUGAAUGCAUAUAAUAUGUACUUUGAACCGGAAGAUCAACACAUUUUUCAAAAAGAAGCGCCCAAUCUAAUGAAAUCAAUGUGGCAGGCAAAUUUAUUAGUGACUAAAUCUAGUGAUAUAAGUAGUUUCAACUAUGCAUUAUUGCCUGUCAGUUUUGAAACACCACCUCAAGAUAUGUGUACUACUCCUGUAUUAUCAUCUCGAUCAUCUGAUGAAAUCUCUGAAGGCACUUCAUCUACUUCGUUAAGCAUUGUUGGUCCAGCUGGUGAUGAAUCUCCUUGUGUGUUGGAAACGCUUAAUACUCAGUCUACGAGUUUGAUAUCAGAAUGUUACUUCCCAACUGUCUAUUCCACAUCUGAAGUUGUUCUCAAUCUAUUAGAUGGUAAUCCUGAAACAUGCGUAUCGACUAGUGCAUAUCUGAAUGUACAACUUGCAACUUAUCAUUAUUCUAUGUGCCAUUAUCAAGUUGCUUACCAUUUCACUCUAUUGGCUAUUGAACAAUUGGAGAUCUGCUUCAAUCAAGGUUUACCACCAUCACCUUAUGUAACUAUUGAAGUUCUACGUAUCAUGUGCAGAGUAUGCAUUAUCAAAAGAAAAUAUGAUUUGGGAUUAAAAAUUAUUCAACAUGCAUUAACGUAUACCAGAUCUGUAUUUGGCUAUCGUAAUCUUAUAUACGCUAAUCUGCUUAUUGAAUAUGGAUGCUUAAUGUUGAAUACGGACAAAACACGGAAAGCAGCAGAAAUCUAUCGGAUUGCAUUAGCUUUGAUAUUAAAUUAUUUACCCGGUGCUAGUAUAAUGGUUGCUUUAGCCUUGGAAGCGAUUGCCUACGCACACUAUGUACUUGAAUAUACAUCAGGUGAUUUCACGUAUGCUUUAAAUUGUGCUGAAAUAUCUGGUCUAAUGCUGCGUCGUUUAAAUUAUGGGGUGUGUAUGCAAGCAGCUUCAGCGAAUCGGGUCAAAGCCUUGAUCAUUGAAGAGAUUGCAAUAGAUGAUAAUGAUCCAUCUAGAACAAGUUCAGAUUUAAAGCUGGCACGUGAUCUACACAUGGAGUCCUUAGAACUUUGUGAACGUACAUUUGGAUUAUGGAAUAUUCAGACAGCGAAACAUUUCGGUAAUCUUGGUCGUUUAUAUCAAUCAAUGCAAAAUAAUAAAGAAGCAGAAAUAAUGCAUUUAAAGGCAAUUGAAAUUAAAGAACGACUACUUGGACCAAAUGAUUUUGAAGUUGGCUUAAGUGUUGGUCAUUUAGCUAGUCUAUAUAACUAUGAUAUGGAUCGAUUUAAAGAAGCUGAACAAUUAUAUCUACGUUCUGUACAAAUAAGUAAGUUGAAUUAUUAUUUUUUUUUUAAACAAUUAGUUCCCUUAAUAAAUUUAGAUAAAGCAAUAAGAAGACGUAAUUUGUCUGAAUCGUGUAAUGUAUUUGCGCAACACAUUUCGAACAAUCUGAUCACAUACACGAACUUGUCAUUGGAAUAUAUAUAUAAAAUUAAUAAAGAGGUAAGAGGUGAGAAAAAUAGACUUAGGUCAAGUUCAAAGGACAUAUUCAAGGUCAAAAUAACAAUGAAGACCACGAAACCAAAAAGCAGAGGUAAUAGUACAUCUACUAUGGUAUCAAAACAAAAUUUACCAAGGAAGGUUUAAUAUGAUGACGAAUUGUUUUUGAACGCAUAAAUGAAGUUUAAACUUUCUGAUUGCCAGCUAGGGCUUCCACAAACUUUAGGAUACGCCCCAAACAUGUUUUAUCGAUAGGUUUAAAAGAUCUGUUAACGUCAAUUUUAUGCCCUGUCUCUAUAAGAUGUUUCACUAUAGAAGAGCUAGGUCUCCUGUUCUCACCGUUAAUAAGUUUUGAUGAUCCCAUUUGUUUCUGGAGCCAUUUAGGAAUAUCUUCUGAAGCCUUUACUCGCAGAGAUCGAUGAGUCCUCCCUAUGUAUGUGUGUCCACGCGUACAUUCAAAUCGGUAAAUACAGUGGGAUGUGACGUCAUUUUUCGCAUGUUCGAAGGGCUUAGAUAGAUGUAAUGGCUUUACAUUCUCUAUUAUUAUGAUAUUAGCUGCAUAAAAAGUCUUUUUAACAGCAGCGUUCAGUCUUUGUCUAGUUAUCAAACUGCUUUGAUGCCCCAUAUAGGGUAGCUUGAUGUACACGUCUUUCUUAGGGGCGAGUUGGAGAGUGGGUCUUGGUGUUCUGACUACCUUACAUCUCCUGAUGAUAAUUGUCUGGAUAAUUGUUAUCAACCAGAGUUUGUGUCAACUUUCUUUCUUCUUCAUCAAGUGUGUCUUCAGUGCAUAUUCUUUGGAUUCUACCGAAGAGACACCUUACUAAGGCUCUUUUCUACCGAACAGGGCAGAAACUGUGGUAAUUAAGAUAAUGUCCUGUCCAGGUAGGUUUUCUAUAAAUAGAUCUUUUUAUUGAUCCAUCAAGCCGUCAACUAAGCAAUAUGUCUAGGAAAGAUAAACAAUUAUCUUCCUCUUCUACAGAUGUAAGUGAUACGCUAUUCUGAACUUCAUUCAUUCGAUUUAGAAUUUUUUGUUGUUGUUAGCCAAUUAAAGUUAAGAAGUGGUGUAUUUCACUUUCUUGGGGAGUAUCGUCUCAACUAUUGGUGGGGUGGGUGGGAUUGCAUGAGGAUAUCUAAGACAAUAUUGGAGAACACAGAGACGUUCAUUACCCUAGAAUCAGUGUGGAGAUCUGCAAUACUGAACACAUGGGACAAGAUCUAAAUCUGUGACACUAAUGUCAAGUUAUUGCUUCUGUAUGUUUCAGAGAUUUGAAGCAUCAUAGAAAGCAUUUCCAACGGUCGUCUCACAUAGAUAAAACCAACAGAAAUUGCUACGUGGAUUGCUAAUAUGUUUGAUCGAACCUACUUCCAAAUACUUCAGUCCAACAUUACUGGAAAAAUAAGGAUGAUGGCGCUUAACAUGCUCGACAUUUAUUCAGUUAGUCUAGUUUCCUUACUCAACGCUCUAUGUCUAUCUGAUUCUCUUCCACUUGCUUAAUGCAAUGAAGAUAUUUUCAAGUAUUGGAUUUGUAGGGAUUCGGUUGAUUGGUUACAGGAUUUCAUCAUCAGCUGACAUCGAUUAGAGAAUCACUGGAAAACCUGGGAGUACUGGACAGCUGUUUCGCCAGUCUAGCUUUGGACUCUUCAGGAGUACGCACCCACCAUAGGGGUUCGAACACAGGACCUUCUGGUUACAAGGCGAGCUAGCUAGUAGACCAUUGAGCCACUGAUCCAAUGGUCCUCGAAUUCCUACUUCUGCCAAUUCACGACAUAGCGCGACCAUUUCGGAAUGUCAUCUUCGAUGAGUUACUGCAUCAUCUUCAACCUGCUGUACCCUACUGGUGACGGCUUCCCACUAGAACUCCAGGUUAACUGCCUGAAUAGGGCCAGUCACCCACAAGUGAGCAUCAGAUUAAUUUUCAAGUAUUGGUUUUGUAGGCAUUUUGUUUGACUGAUACUUAUUCAUACUUGUUGGUUGGAAGCAAUCGGCAGGGAAACCUUGCUCGAUCUAGGUUUCGUGCUAGUUGGCACUCCCCACUCAGCAAGGCGUAUCUGCAACUUUAAAGAAACUCAUGUCCCUUCUGAGAUUCGAACCUGCAUCACCUAGUGCCAUAGUCAAAGACGUUACUAUUGAGCUAUUAGGGCUCGCGACUGACCUCCUGUAGGACUGUAGUGGAUAUUUUGACUGGACACUAACACACUUGUCUGAUAGAAUUGAGUCUGUAUCAAAGAAAGAAGUAGACACAUUACACUAGUUUACUGGUGGUAGUGUCUAAUCGAAGAUGCUUAUUUGUCAAAAACCGUAAUCUUUUCAUGUCCUUCGCUUUAGAUAACCAUGCCUAACAGUCAUAUAAAGUAGGAAAGAGGGAACUCCUUUACAUUUCACUUGCUGUGUUGAUAGAUAACCAAAUAUGCUAGUUGUAAAAUUGACAUGUAAAUUAAUAAGUCGCUGGUGUAUGUGUCUUCUAUAUAUGUGAUUCCUUUAAUGGUGAUAUACCUCAAACAAAUAAGGCAGUUUAAGUGUCGGUUUGUAGGGAUUUGUUUUGUUGCAGGAUUUUAUCAUGAGCUGACAUUUGUUAGAGAACCACUGGAGAACCUGAGAGUACUGGACAGCAUACGAUUGCAUACGAUCACUUCAGUGCCCCCCCCCCAUCCUUGAACAUUGGAUCAGUGUUCACAGACUACAUGUAGAUUUUCAUUGAGAAAUUUCAGACAGUUUGUUUAUCACAUAGUAAAUUAUUUUGUUUCUUGUGUACGUGUGUACACCCAAGUGUGAGAAAUAAUUAAUGUUCAGCGAUUAUUUGUAUACAAUCAUAGUUUUAUGUUUAUGUGAUGUUUAUAGAUUUAGUCAAUCAUUCAAUUUAUUCAUUAUUUUUUUUAUUACUUUUGAUCAUUAUUAUGAUUAGGUUUAAAUUUAUUCGGUCCUACAUACAGUGGAUUAGAAUAUGAUUAUCGAGGUUUACAACGUGUCUAUCAUGAAUUAGGCAAUUACACAGAAAUGCAACGUUAUCAAGGCUUGUUCGACUAUUGGUCCAAGGAGAGACAACGUUUACGUGCGCUUGAACCAUGUGAAUCGUCUGAUUCGCUUGACUUCUUAGAUGAACGUCGUAACACCAGUCGAACAGAACAAUCACAAAUAUUAAUGGAAUUAUUAAAAGAUUAUAAAUAUCAAUUCAAGUCAAUUUUUGUUGGUUUAUACACCAGUAGUGAAGGUGAAAGUGAAGGGGAACAUGUCGUCAAUACUACAACAAGACGUGAUGCUUAUCAUCCGUUAAAUUUUAAUAAUCCUGGAAGCAGUGGUGGCGGCAGUAUGGAAGCCAGUCGAUCAACAGGCUAUUAACACAUACAUACAUACAUACAUCUAUGUGUAUAUUCUCUCCGCAUCUACAUAAUAGUUAUGGACUGUGUUAUAUAUAUAUAAAUAAGUUUAUAUUCAGGUUUUAUUUCAGCUAUACGUUGAAGAAAAAGAAGAAAAAACCUUAAUCAAUUUUCAGCCACAUUGUUUUAAUUCAAUAGACUUUCGCCAUUAAUUAUUUGACGUUUUCAAAUUUAACUAAAUUUUAUAACAGCUGCUUUGUUAAUUUUCCUUGUUUUCGUGAUAUUUAGUAUUUCAUACUUGUAUAUAUAUAUAACACAUAAUUGAAUUCAGUAGUAUAUACAUAUAUAUAUAUGCGCAC